Molecule: messenger RNA, 1020 nt
Organism: Oreochromis aureus
Lineage: Eukaryota; Metazoa; Chordata; Actinopteri; Cichliformes; Cichlidae
Product: olfactory receptor 52B2-like
Exons: 1
Coding region: 42-1013 (323 amino acids)
Biological process (GO): G protein-coupled receptor signaling pathway
Cellular component (GO): membrane
Molecular function (GO): G protein-coupled receptor activity; olfactory receptor activity
Source: RefSeq, a predicted model, not a curated record
UUUUACUUUUGGUUUAUGAUUAUUUCUGUGUAUAUAUAAUUAUGAAAUACACCAAUAUUACAACUAUAAAAGAGUUCAUUAUUAUUGGAUUUCCUGGACUUCCUCCUGAAUAUUAUGGUCCAGUGUCUGUUCUUCUUCUUCUUGUUUUCCUUGCUAUUGUAAUUGGAAAUGGUUUCACUAUAGCUGUUAUCAUUUUUGAGCGGACUCUGCACAAACCAAUAUAUGUGAUCUUUUCUAACCUUGCAAUGACAGACAUCUGCUUUGGCGUGGUGACUCUUCCAAAAAUCAUAGCCAGAUACUGGUGGAAUGACAUGAUCACUUCUUUUGGAGCUUGUUUUACACAGAUGUAUUUUGUUCAUUCUUUGGGAGCUAUUCAGUCUUUAAACUUGCUGAUGAUGGCUUUGGAUCGUUUUGUUGCCAUAUGGUUUCCUUUUAAAUAUCCCGUUUUAUUUACAAACAAAGCAGUGGCUAUUGCUUGCACCAUGUGCUGGGUUUUAACAUUUAUACGUUUGCUGGGAAUUGUGCUUCAUGCCUUAACUUUGCCUUACUGUGACCAGAAUAUUAUCAUGCAAUGUUACUGUGAUCAUAUAUCAAUAACAAGGCUGGGUUGUAGUGAUGAGCGGGAAUAUGUGUACAGUGUUGCACUUGCUAAUGCAAUGGUCACUCUGCUGUUUCCUUUAACAUUGAUAAUUUUAUCCUAUUUUUCUGUCAUCAUAGCUGUUCUGAGGAUGUCUCAGACUGAGAGACGUCACAAAGUCCUGUCCACUUGUGCCCCUCAGCUCUUUAUUACCUGCCUUUACUAUGUGCCAAGAUGCUUUGUUUAUCUUGCUAAUGGUGUGGGAUUCAAUUUUAAUCUUGUUAUUCGGAUUAUUAUUACAAUGUUGUACAGCCUAAUACCUGCUGUUGUGAAUCCAAUGAUUUACUGUUUCAAGACUAAAGAAAUAAAAAAUGUUUUGAUGCAGAGAUUCAAAAAAAGAAAGGUGAGCACUGGAUUAAAAACUGACUGUAAAUAAAUUGUUA